This is a messenger RNA of Musca domestica (house fly), 524 nucleotides long. RefSeq lists its product as uncharacterized. The record is from RefSeq and is a predicted model, not a curated record. Bases 41 to 406 code for a protein of 121 amino acids. Lineage: Eukaryota; Metazoa; Arthropoda; Insecta; Diptera; Muscidae. The transcript has 2 exons.
UUUAAUUUAGUUUCAAAUCUAAUCUAAAGCGACGAACAACAUGAAAUUAAUUUUUGCUUUUGUCUUUUCGCUGGUCAUUGUGGCUUUUGCUCAAGCUGGUGUCUUUACUGAGCGAUCUUUUCGUGAUGACAAACAUCCGGGCAAAUGUGUGGUACAAGGCAAAGUUGUGAGUCCUGGCCAAAGUAUAAAACAUCCCACUAUGGAUUGUACCGAAUUCAGCUGUGACAAUGCCAAUGGCAUGGCAACAAUUGAAACCUGUGAUCCGAUAUCUGCUCUAGCAUCACCUUUGGGAAAACUAAAAGAUUAUGACCGUGCACAUCCACCCACAUGCACAUGGGGUGACUUUAAGGAUACAAAGGCACCAUUUCCGCAAUGCUGUGAACGUCAUUUCACAUGUGUGUUCUAGGAAUCAGCUUUGCGGGCUGGAAGGAAUGUGUAGCGGGGUGUGAUGAUAAUUAAAAUGGUGCUAGAAUGUACGCGUUUAUAACAAUGUAAUAAAGUUAAACAUUUAAGUGAAAAAACUA